AUGAAUUUUUUUAACUAUCACACAUUUCCAAGUACUAGUCGCCAUGCCUCUGACGUGGCAGCUCAGAUAUUUGAAAGAAAAAGUGCUGAACACAAAUCCAAUGUUCUGGAAAAUAUUUACAACAAAAGCAGCGAUGACUUGUGGAUUGAAUCUUGGUUGCAACAGAACAACAUUUAUACAGCAAUUCCAAAAUUAAAAAGGAUUAAUGUACCCUUGAAUGCUAUCUCCAUUCAUAACGCUAAGACCUCAUUAAGGGAUUGUCUUUUGCUUCUAGAAAAACUAUCCAAAGUUCAUAGUGAACUUGAAGCAAAUGUUAGCACUAUGUCCUCCAUAGAAUGGAAACAGCGAACAGUAGAAAUUGGUGUUUUAAAAGACGAAUUUACAAAACUGAUGUGCAAAUUUGAUAAUCCCGAGGUCAUGAGGUAUCUUAAAACAUCAGUCCUCACAAGAAAAAAGAAGAGACAAAGCCACAAGAAGCAAAAAACAUUGAGAAGAUUACAACACACAAAAGAACUUGAAGACCGGAAUAAACUGCACAAAGAGAUUGAUCAUUGGCUUUUAAGUAUGCAUGAUGAACUGGAAAAGAUUAAAAUGGAAGAAAACAUGCAAAAAGAAGCAGAUUUGGUUUUGUCAGAAGUUACAAAGAAAAAAUCUGAUGCCCGAAAGCAAUUGUCAUUAAUUAUAGGUCUAGUUAAAUUAAGAACAGUACGCGAGAAUGUGGCUAUUCAGAGAGGUGAAAGGCCCUCCUUAGAGGACAAGAAAGCUUUUAAUAUUACUACAGAAAAAUUGGUGAAAAUGUGGGAAGCAUCUCUCAAAACAUACUCCACAGAAGAGCAGGGACUUAAGUUAAUGUUAGAGAAAAACGCAACAGAAGAUUCUAAAGCGGCUAGAUUGGCUAAAGAACGGAAACUAGUAGAAGAAUGGAAAACUGUUUUAUUUGGAUCAUCUCACUCAAUUUCAUCGACCAACCCAACAUACUGGGCAUUAACAGCGGCCGAACGAGAUAUGGAAACUUUUGUAGCGAUUAGAAAAAGUUGGGAUACAUUUUUGGUUCCACCCAAAAAUGAAUCUGGGUCUAAAAUUCCUGUGGGUUGGGUUCUACCCAAUUUUACCCCUAGCCAGAGUUGGUCGCAAUAUCUAGAUUGGAAUUAAGUUAAUUGCUCAUUUGAGUUCAUUAUUAUAAGAGUUUAUUGGAACAUUUAGUAUUAGAAACCAUUAUUUUUCUUAAGCUAUGAUAGGCAUGUUUGCUUUUUUAAAUAAAAUGUGUACACUACAAACAGU
Molecule: messenger RNA, 1281 nt
Organism: Cylas formicarius (sweet potato weevil)
Lineage: Eukaryota; Metazoa; Arthropoda; Insecta; Coleoptera; Brentidae
Product: programmed cell death protein 7-like
Exons: 2
Coding region: 1-1152 (383 amino acids)
Source: RefSeq, a predicted model, not a curated record